Messenger RNA from Phialemonium atrogriseum, 3177 nucleotides. RefSeq lists its product as uncharacterized. The record is from RefSeq and is a predicted model, not a curated record. Gene Ontology annotation, molecular function: histone H3K27 methyltransferase activity; chromatin binding; protein binding. Bases 1 to 3177 code for a protein of 1058 amino acids. Lineage: Eukaryota; Fungi; Ascomycota; Sordariomycetes; Cephalothecales; Cephalothecaceae. The transcript is spliced from 3 exons. Gene Ontology annotation, cellular component: nucleus; ESC/E(Z) complex. Gene Ontology annotation, biological process: heterochromatin formation.
AUGCACACGAAUCGUACCCAGCCUCCCGAUGCACGGCCGGGGAACCAAAGGAGUCCAUCCUCGCUCAAGAGGUCGCCAAAGGGUGCGACUCCGAUGAAGUCCUCCGCCCAGCAUGAUAGAACCCCUUCAAAGUCGGCGAGAUUUACGCGGCCGCCUGUCAGGGAGGAUCAUUCCUCAGGCGGCACUGUGCCUAACGCCGCAUUGCAGACGUCGGCUCAUCCAUCCAAAGGGUAUCAGACGCCCAAAACUCUGACGCCUAAGAAGAUGGAUUGGACCGUCGACAAAAUUGCUAGUCAAUUGGCCACUUUUGCUUCUCAGGUUGACAAAGUCCACGCCAGACUUGUCCACUAUACCUUGCAGGAGACCUUUAAAAGAGCCCCCCGACCAAGGCAUCUUAGUUCCAUCGAUGACUUUGCUGACAUGCCGUCAACUGCCGUGGAAUCCGAAAAAUCAAACGGGAGCACCAUGGCGGUCAAGUUCAAGCAACAUAACCCGGGAAGAGACCACUCAAAGGCCCGUCGCCUACACUUUCCAGUCGUCUGUAUCAAGUCGGACAAGGAGCGUGUUCCCAAAUACAGGUUUCACCACAUGGAAAUAGCGAAGAACAUUCUUACCCCAAACACCAUGUUGAAGUUCGUCCCUCAUCUGCGUGACCUGGACGAGAAAGAGGAGAAAAGGUAUUUUGUCUGGCUUAAUGAGCUGGAAUCCAUGGACAACAAAUCUGGAUUCAAAACCUUGAACCGCGUCCAAAAGAUAUUGAAAUCAAGGCACGACGAGUACGCAGCCACGCUCUACAUGUAUCUCGAACGAUGGAUCAAGAUGCUGGGUAUCGACGGCUGCAGCAAAUCAAACCUCAUCCGCUACAUGGCCAGCCAGUCCGAGAACGACGACGCCAUCACCCCCCAACAGAAGCACAACCUCCUCGACUCGUAUAGUGAGGAUGUCGGGACGCCUCAGACGCGGGGAGCCGCCAAAUUAUUCACCAUGGCUUUCGAUCAAGUGUUCGGGAACCGCGUCACAUUGCGGGACAUCCUCAUGCUGGACGAGUCUGUCGAAACGAUCGUGGACAACAAGAGGGUGAAGGACACCCCGAGCUCCCAAAGGGCCCGCGACGAGGAAUUGCUCUUGAGCGUUGAAAAAUGGCUAGGCACCUACUCCAUCCUCGGAUGCCUAAUUUGCUACAGCCAUGACUGCGAGCACGGCGAAUACGACGUGGAGAAUCAGAAACGGACCUUCUCGGUUGAGAGCCUGGGAAGAUUAGGGCCGCUCCUGAAGAAGAAGUGGGUGCAACAAGCUCGGGAGCAAACGCAAUCCAACAGCUCGCCAAGCAAGCAAGCCGGCCAACAGCUGUGCAAGAAUCAGUGCUUCCGCAGCUACGACGUCGGUAAUCCCGCUGCUCCUGUGGUGCCCUGGUCCGACAACGAGACCGAGGUCCUCAAGGCCAUGUUCGCCAUUUUGGGAAAUAGCUCCAUGAAACACGAAUGCGCCACUGCCUGCAUUCUGGGCCGGAAAUGCUGGGAUGUCUACCGCAAAACGAAGGAGCUCAAGCUGAGCCUGCCUCCCGUCGAUCCACCGCCCGAGGUCGUCAGGGUCAAGAUGGUUCCGUGGUAUGACCGUACUCGCAGAAUCUUGCUGGGCGACUGGCAGGACUGCACCAUUUCCCACGAGCACGCGAGACGCGAAAUCUUCGAUCCAUGUCACCAUGACGGCCCCUGCAGUGCGGCCAACAAGUGCCCCUGCGUGCUGGGCAAGUUGCUCUGCGAGCGCUUUUGCCAGUGCACCGCCGAGACUUGUGCCUACAAGUUCACUGGCUGCGCAUGCCAUUCUUCGGGAAAGACGUGCCGCCAGCGCCAAAAGGAAGGCAAACCAUGCAUAUGCGUGCAACUCAAUCGGGAGUGCGAUCCGGUGCUCUGUAAGGGGUGCGGCGCAAGCGAGAGAGCUGAUCCCCUGAACGCCCUCGACGAGGCGCUCCAUUCGACAGGAUGCCAGAACGUUCCUCUGCAGCGCGGCGUCUCCAAGGCUGUCGUCACCGGGAAAUCGCAGCUCGAGGGCUGUGGCUAUGGCCUCUUCGCGGCAGAGGAGAUAGCCCAGGACGAAUUUGUCAUCGAGUACACGGGUGAGCUAAUCACGCACGACGAAGGUGUCCGUCGCGAAGCUCGGCGGGGCGACGUGUUCGACGAGGGAUCCAGCAGCUCCUACCUCUUCACAUUGCUCGAGCAGGAGGGCAUCUGGGUCGACGCGGCCAUCUAUGGCAACCUGAGCCGAUACAUCAACCACGCGUCCGAGGGCGACAAGAGGGGCUGCAACGUCAUGCCCAAGAUUCUGUACGUGAAUGGCGAGUUCCGUAUCCGCUUUACUGCUCUCCGCGACAUCAAAAUAGGGGAGGAGCUGUUCUUCAAUUACGGCGAGAACUUCCCCAACCUCACCAAGAAACUGCUCGAGGACAAGGAAGCCGAGGAGAGCGCCGAAACCGGGCCGGCGCCGAAGCGCAAACCUGGCCGUCCGCCACGCGACGAGAAUGCCCGAGGCGUUGCUCGUAAGACCACCAAGGUCAGGGCUAAGGAUGCGGAUCACGACUCGCCGUCGAAGACCGGUCGAAACCGCGGCUCCAAGAAAUACGUUUCUGAGGGAUACGACACGGAAACCGGCCAAGUUGCCGACGCUAUGGGCUCGCCGAGCCAUACCCACCCCACGAAGCACACCUCCCGAAGGGGCGGCGCGCGGCCUGGAGCGGGCCGCAAGCCAAAGCGGCUCAAGCCGAUGCCCGAGGCAGCCGACAGGGCCGCGCACGAGGAGGAUUCGAACGAGCAGCCGCUUACGAGGGGUGCAUCGGUGGCGUCUUGGGCGUCGAUAGCGGAGCAGCAGCCGCCGCCGCAGCCGACCGCGCCAACGGCGGAGACCCGGGAUGCCGGGGCCGGGGGCGUCGCUGCGAAGGGGACCCAGGGGCGGAAGAGGAAGGCCGGGGAGAUGGGGUCCGACAGCGACAACGACGAAGUCGACGGCGACGGCGACGACGACGACUCGUUCGUGAUGCAGCUCGACGACUAUGGGCAAGGCGGCGACGAGGACGACAGUGCCGACUACGAGGAGGACGACGACGAAGACGACGACGACGGCGCCGAUCGGGUGAGGCGCAAGAGGCAAAAGCCGUGGCGGUACAGGGUCGAGGGCGACUGA